CUGUCUGUUACUUGUGAGACACGCAUGCUACACGAUUUGGCUCUCCAUCUUGGAAUGGAAGAAAUGGUAUGGAGUGAUAUGGUAGAAAAUUACCCAACAAAUACACAGAUGGUAAAGUUUUUGACACUGAUGCAUUUGAAAGAGAAUGAAAUAACAUUCACAGAAUUGGACAAUGGAUUGAGAGAAAUGGAAAUAACAGCACAUACAUUAUGUGUGGUACGUCAGAGAAAACAAGUGAAAUCUAGUAUUCUUGAUGAUAUUCUAGACUGUAUUCCAUCAGAUGAAAUUGUAGACAGAUUAGCACCGCUGAUUGGCAAGAUAGUUUUUCAACUAGGAAUAGAACUUGGACUCUCUGUAGAAGAUUUAGAGAGUAUUAAAGAGAAAUGGGAUCGUGAUUUGACAGCACAGAAUAAGGAAGUGUUAUUUACAUGGAGGAAAGAUAGAACAGUGAAACCUACAAUACGGGUACUUGAGCAAGCUUUUGUAAAUAUUGGUAAAGGAGCCAGGUGUUUAAAGGAGGUUUUAAAGGACGUUGAUCCCAAUACACUUAAAGCAGUAGAAAUUGUUACAGAUAGAAUCAGAGAAAACGAAAACAGAAUCAUACAGGACAUACCAACCAGCCAAAUUUUAGACCAUAUGAUGACAAACUUGGUGAUAUCAGUAGAUGACAGACGCCGUAUUGAACAACAUGCUGGACAAGAUGAUCAGAACAAAGCAUUGUUGGAUAUUGUGAUUAAAAGGAAAGAACCUGCUUACAGUGUGUUUAUUGAUGGAUUACGUAAUUAUGGAUACGAAGAUAUUGCUAAUGACUUAAAAUGUGAUUUCAGUCCAAGUCCAACAUCAGCAUCUGCUGAAACUAAAGGCUUAUCAGUUUGGAAUUUUCCAUUAUAUAAAGUUCGUCUACAAAAGAACUACCUAAAGGUCAUCACUGAUAUACUUCACGAGAACAUAGUAGAUCAUCUAAUAACAAGAGAGGUAUUGUCAGUUGAUGAUCGGAAGACGAUAGAUUCUGGUAAAAACCCACAGGAAAAGAACAGGAAUUUAAUGGACAUGCUGUUGCGUAAAAAUGAACAGGGAUUUAAUGAAUUUCUCAAAGCCAUAAAGAAAGACUCUAUUUAUGCAGAUCUAGCAGAUCAAAUAGAAAAGACAGAAGUUACUAGCACAGAUAUGGCAACCCUUCAUAAAUGCUUGAAAUAAAAUAAAUGUAAAUUUUUCUCAGAAAAAAACUGUACGUGACAGGGUAAAACCAGCUAAGACAAACACCAAUAAACAAUGAAUACAAGGAGCUAUUGUCAAUCCAAUGUUCAAUGAUUUGGUCACUUAAACCAUCAAUGUAAAUGAAUAACAAUAUAUUAUUGAUAACAAUCUUUUAUAUUAAACAUAUGUCAUGUGUGAGUGUCAUGAAUGGAAAGGAAAAAGCUAAAAUAUGUACUAAUCCCUAUUACUAGUGUCUAUUCAUAAACACAAAUCCCCUUUAUGAGUGUUAGUUACUAAACAGAUAUUAUAAUUAUGAAACAGUCAUGACAUAUUCUGUUCAAGAAAAUAAUUUUAAUGUACUUUAGUAUAUUUAUUGAAAACCAGUAAUUGGAAAGGUCAUAUGCAUUACUUUUUUUUCAAAGGUCAAAACAUCUGGCUGUGAGGCAUAUUUUCAACAUUUAUAUUCCUCAAGCUUCAAAAAAUGUAAACCUAUACUAAAAUUAUGUUCUUCCUCUCACUUAACAUUUGGUCCUUCUUAGAAUUUAAUUUGGCUGCUAUCCAUGCGAAUUUAUACUGGUAAAGUUCCCAAAAUGAGUCUUUUCGAGAUGAAACAUAGAUAUCAUAUCUGGGAACCAAAGAGGCGUGGUUUGUGAAACAGCUGUAUUUACAAAGUGCAACCUAAAGGAAAUGUUAUAACUUGAUACAAUAUAAUAUAUGUAUUAUUUUGAAUAACCUACAUAGCUGUAAUUAGCUUAUUAUCAAUUUCAUUUCAGUCAUAAUUGUGUAUGUCAAUCUCUCAAAGCUGUUAAAUGUUACCUUAAUAGUCAAUUUAGGUCUACAUUUUAGGUCUAAUGAAUAAUAAAGUAUGUACAUAUGAAAUAACUAAUUCAGUGAUCUAAUCUUGUCCUAAGGAUGUUUCUGAAUUUUUUGACAUUAACUUGUUGUAUAUUGUGUUUAUCAAACAGCUACUUUUGUUUGUACAUUUGUAAAUAAAAUGCCUCUUCAUAAAUAUAGUUUUGAACAAAAAUGCAACAAUAUGCUCUUA
Messenger RNA from Mytilus trossulus (common blue mussel), 2242 nucleotides. RefSeq lists its product as uncharacterized. Gene Ontology annotation, biological process: signal transduction; regulation of apoptotic process. The transcript has 5 exons. Bases 25 to 1197 code for a protein of 390 amino acids. The record is from RefSeq and is a predicted model, not a curated record. Gene Ontology annotation, molecular function: death domain binding; protease binding. NCBI's taxonomy places the organism in Eukaryota, Metazoa, Mollusca, Bivalvia, Mytilida, Mytilidae.